Penicillium argentinense is the source of this 1644-nucleotide messenger RNA. RefSeq lists its product as uncharacterized. The transcript has a single exon. NCBI's taxonomy places the organism in Eukaryota, Fungi, Ascomycota, Eurotiomycetes, Eurotiales, Aspergillaceae. The record is from RefSeq and is a predicted model, not a curated record. The coding region runs from base 1 to 1644 and encodes 547 amino acids.
AUGGCUAGGGAGGCCGACAGCCAACCAAGUCUAUCCCAAGGAACAGACGACCAUUCAGCAAGCUUCCAGUUGUUUGAAGAGCUGAAUCAGAAAUGCAGCGACCUUCUGAAUGAAAUCGACGAGCUGCAAUCGUUGCUCAAUAGCGCCCUUCGGAGACCACAGCUCGUGGAACUGCGCCAGUUUCGAGCAGGCGUGAACUCGGAACUGCGAAUGCUCCAGAGGCUCGAAGGCCAGACAAAAGGCCACAAGGGCGGUUAUACUACUGAAGCUGAUCCUGAAGUGGCAAUGCGGCUCUUGCAUGCUUUGCACUCGUCAAAUCUGCCUUUCUACCAAGCUGUCUGGAACGCCGCCCGAGGAUCAUGUACGGGGCUUGUGGCCAUGGGCAAACGAUUUUACUGGGGAUCCGCCGAGCAAAGCCGCGACCAGCAAAAGAAAGAGAAGAAAGAGGAUACCUCAUCGGGAACGGGGAAGCCGUCGAACAAGGACAAGCGAAAGAGCAUUUUCGUUGAUAUUGUGGCAGAUGACGGGAAGGCGUGGGUGAAGGUCUCAACCAUCUCGGAAAGUCGGUUGAUUUUUGAGAUGGCCAAGAAAGGCUGGGAAGGGGACAGUGAGGAUGAAUUCUCGGAUGGAGAUUCUUCAGCACCCCCGAAGAGAACCAUAUUACGCAACUUCGAUGGCGAGGACUCGGGCGAGGACUCAGAUGACGAUGAGCUGGAGCUCAUUAAAUUAGCGAGGGAUCUGAGGAAAGCAGCAGAUGCUACGCGAGUGAGAUAUAAACAUCCUCAACUACGGAUUAUUUUACCAAAAAUCGAAGAAGGGAACGUCCCCGAGAUCGAUGGUAUUCUGAAGAAAAUGCGAGGUUAUGGUAUCAAGGUUGAGUGUAAGAAUAGCUUGCCUGCACUUGCAAGCCCGGCUCCAUUGAGCCGCCUUCUCCCUCAGCCAUUCAAGAACUUCACUUCCACCCUGAAUGUCGAUUGCACCCUUUUACUCGCCAUUGUUUCAGACCUAUCACAUUUCAAAGAAUUUGCUCCAACGGACAAAACCCACAGUGCCAUCUUGCGCCAAGUUGAGCUCGAGAAGGAGCAACCAUUGCUUCCUACCGAGAUUUGGCCUGCAAUGGGUGGUCGGGAGUUGGUCUGCACCAAAGAAGCCGCAGCACGGAUGCGCGAAAUCAUCGACACGCUCGGCACCGAGACUGAGAAACAACGAGUGGAGAUUAUCUUUGGAGAUCCCCCCAAUGAUCAGUUGGAGCGCAGACCGCUCAUUGAAAAAAUCCAAAACUUGUCUAACUGGCCAGUCCCAGUGGAAUGGAGGCUUCCUGUCAAGGUAGUCGAGGCUCGAGAAGUGAUCAAUGCCGCACGGGAAGAGGGCAAAUUUCCGCCGAUAGCAAGAGACGUCAUGCAAGGCCUGUCUGAAAUCAACCACAGCAUAUUCAUGUAUGGAUGGGCGACUGGCAUGACAACCAUCUCUAGUAACAGGAGCGUGGAUAGGCAAAUUGAGGCCACAAUUGAGAAUAGCCGGAAGGGAGUUGAUGAUGAUGUCGAGGGACCGCAAGUGUGGGUCUGUGAGACAGCUCGAAGUCUGAGGGGCAAGGAUAGAGACCGCAAAGAACCAAAUGGAGUUGGUCAGCAGACAGAUGUUUGA